UAUCCAUGACCCGAAAAGGAAAGAUUAGCUGGCGUGUAAAUGUAUAUUCCCAAAAACAUUAGGUCAAUCUGAAACAAACUAUCAAAAUACAGGGGUUUAAAAGUGAAAAUACAUAUUAGUUGAGCGCCUUACCAAAGCAAAGCACCCUAAAAAGAGAGAACAUCGGAGAGUGACGUAAACACGACCGUUGAUAAGCACCGUUUCAACUCGCCGCCGGUGACAUUAAAAACCGCCAAAUCAAAAUUAUCUCAGAAUCUCCCAUUACCCCUUUCAGAAAGAUCUUCACCUUGUGUGGGUUUUCACCUUCCUCAAUCAGUGAUUGCUUCUCACUACAAUCGAUCUUCAAUCCUCUCUCUUUACUCUCUUCCAGGGUAAGAUCUUAUAUGAUAUGAUCUUCUAAGAGGAGGAUACAAGUCUCUGUCAUCGUGUAGCUCGAUAUGAAGAAGAGUGUAACCAAGGGGAGGAUCGAGAAAGAAACAGAUAAGGCUUGUGUUUCGGUUGAGAAAGCUGAGUCUACUCUACUCUCAUCUCUUGUGAAGAAAGGAAAACAAACAUCGAACAAGAGAAAGUACACUAAGCGCAAAUCCGAGGAAGAAAUAAGUUCGAAAUCAAACAAGAGGAAGUAUUCUCGUUGCAAUGAGGAGGAGGAGGAGGAGAAGGGUAAGAAAACGAGGAAGAGGAAAAGGAAGAGACAGCAAAAGGGUAAUAAGGCUGAGGAGGAGGAGGAGGUAGAUGAAGCGUUACGGUUGCAGAGACGAACAAGGUAUUUGCUUAUUAAGAUGAAGAUGCAGCAGAAUCUCAUCGAUGCUUACGCAGCUGAAGGUUGGAAAGGUCAGAGCCGGGAAAAGAUAAGACCAGACAAGGAGCUUGAGAGAGCACGGAAACAUAUCUUAGACUGCAAGCUUGGACUACGCGACGCCAUUCAUCAGUUAGAUCUUCUUAGCUCGGUGGGAAGGAUGGAGGAGAAAGUUAUGGCUCCAGAUGGUUCUAUUCAUCAUGACCAUAUAUUUUGUGCGGAAUGCAACUCGCGAGAGGCUUUUCAGGACAACGAUAUAAUACUUUGCGAUGGAACGUGUAACCGUGCGUUUCACCAGAAGUGUCUUGACCCUCCUUUGGAAACAGAAAGCAUACCUCCUGGAGAUCAAGGCUGGUUUUGCAAAUUUUGUGAUUGCAAAAUUGAAAUCAUCGACACAAUGAAUGCACAGAUAGGAACUCAGUUCUCUGUGGAUAGCAACUGGCAGGAUAUAUUUAAUGAAGAAGCUAGUCUGCCUAAUGGAUGUGAAGCUACACUUAACAAAGAAGCGGAUUGGCCUUCGGAUGACUCUGAGGAUGGUGAUUAUGACCCUGAAACGAAGGAUAAAAGCAGCAACAAAAGCGAUAGUGGUGGUGGUGGUGGUGAUAAUGAUGGGGAAAGCGUUUCGAGUAGUAGCGUGAGUUUAGCAUCUGACGGUGUAGCACUUUCAACAGGAUCGUGGGAAGGUGGCAAUAUGGUGGAUUCAGAGGAGACGAGUAACGAAGAAACUGUGUGCGGACCAAGACAGAGGAAGACUGUUGACUAUACUAAACUAUACCAUGAAAUGUUUGGGAAAGAUGCUGUUCUGCAAGAGCAAGGUAGUGAAGACGAAGAUUGGGGUCCGAGUGACAGAAGGAAGAGAAAAAAGGAAUCUGAUGGAGCAAGCACACUGGUAGCUGUGUGUGAGAACAGUAAGAAAGAUCAACAUGUUGUUAAGGAAACACCAGAAAAGACUCAACAUAGUGAGAGAGAUUCUGUCUCUGUAGAAGGCAAAGUAGGGAAGAGACCAAUGUUUAGAAUCCCAAGAGCUGCAGUUGAGAAGCUACGUCAAGUGUUUGUAGAGAAUGAGCUUCCUUCCAAAGAUGUGAGAGAGAGGCUUUCAAAAGAGUUGAGUCUUGACCCAGAGAAGGUUAGCAAAUGGUUCAAAAAUGCGCGGUAUAUGGCAUUGAGGAAUAGGAAGACGGAAAGUAUGAAACAACCUGAAGGGUCGAAGGCAGGGUCUGAAGAUUCUGGACUAGAAGCAGUCUUGGUGGAGAAAAACACAGAAAGAAAUGAACUUCAAGACACUGUGGACAAGACUGCCAAGGAGAAAAACACAGAAACAAAUGAAACUCAAGGUAUUGCUGACGAGAGUGUCAUGGAGGAAAACAUUGGAACAAAUGAAAUUCAAGACUCUGUGGAUGAGAGUACCAAGGAGAAAAACACAGGAGCAAAUGAAAAUCAUGACACCUUGGACCAGACUGUUACAGAGGAAAACACAGUAACAAAUGGAAUUCAAGAUACCUUGGACGAGACUGUCAUGGAGGAAAACACAGAAGCACCAAAGUUUCAAGAUACCUUGGUUGAGACUUUCAUGGAGAAAAAUUCAGAAACAAAUGAGGUUCAAGAUACAGCGGAAGAGACUGUAGACGUGGAGAACAACUCAGAAACAAAUGAAAUACAAGGCACCAUGGAAAUAAAUGAAAUUCAGGAUACCAUUGACGAGACUGUUCCACUCAGAUAUGAUGAUUUUACCAAUCAGACGACAGUUUCUGCCUGUAAUGAUAAGCAGGAGGAAACUGAAGACGCCAAUGACUCCUUUCCUACUCCCCCAGAAGAUGAAAGUCAACAGUAUCUUGAACAGAAAGACUCUUCUUUCGCUCUAGUGCCGCAUGAAGAGCUAACCAGCGAAAUGAGCGUAGAGACGCCUCUUGAGGAUAAGGAGGCAGAGAGCCAGUUAAAGGAAGAGGAAGAAUUGGAAGCGUUGAUGGAGGUUCUUUGUAGAGCAGAAAACAAGUUAAUGGAUGUAACGCAUAGGCUUGAGAGAUUUAGAACACCCAAAGGCCGUAAAAAGUUAAGCAAGUCUUCUUCUUGUUUAUCUGAAGAAGACUAUGUAGUGUAUGUACCAACAGCAGAGAUCAAAGUGAAAAGGUGAAAAGAAACGUAGAUCUCUUGCUCAAGUUUUGGUGUUGUUGGAUUCUUUGGGAAAUCAAGUUUAAGAAUACCCUUUUGUAUUUUGUCCAGCUUGUCAUCUAAAGAUUCUAAACUUAAAAUAAAUCCCAGGAAAAAAAAAUAAAACUCAGAACUUGAGAUCUUUUGACGUAACA
Messenger RNA from Brassica napus (rape), 3099 nucleotides. Its product is annotated as pathogenesis-related homeodomain protein. The transcript has 11 exons. The record is from RefSeq and is a predicted model, not a curated record. Gene Ontology annotation, cellular component: nucleus. Gene Ontology annotation, molecular function: chromatin binding; DNA binding. Gene Ontology annotation, biological process: chromatin organization; regulation of DNA-templated transcription. The coding region runs from base 438 to 2927 and encodes 829 amino acids. NCBI's taxonomy places the organism in Eukaryota, Viridiplantae, Streptophyta, Magnoliopsida, Brassicales, Brassicaceae.